UUAUCAGUUAUUGCGGCCAUUGUCUGCUUCCCUGUAGCGCCAAGACUAAGGAUAUAAUGCCUAUUCUUAACAAAAAGGCCGGUUAUCCACUCGACACGCCAUUGGAGUUGUAUGAGGAGGUGAAACCCAAUAUGGUUGAGCGCAUAGAGGACUUGGAGGCGCCGCUCAACAAAGUGUUGGACGAACUGAUGGACGGCGACAUCAUUGUGUUCCAGAGGGCGGACCUCACGCUGGGACCCGAAUGUGAAUUACCAAACGUUAAGGAGUACUUCAAGGAUCUACUGUUCAGAGUGGAAGUGACGUUCUGUGAUAAGACUAAUCCAACGGAUCCCGGAUUUAUAAUCGAGUUGUCACUCAAAAUGAAUUACGAACAGAUCGCUCAGGCGGUUGCCACCAGACUCGGCACCGAUCCCUAUUUGAUUCAGUUCUUCAAGAAUCAAAGCUACCGGGACGGACCCGCCGGCCCCCUCAGGUGUAACUACGACGGCACGCUUAAGGAUAUACUGGUUUACUACAAGCCUCGGCAACCAAAGAAAAUAUACUAUCAACAGGUA
Oppiella nova is the source of this 554-nucleotide messenger RNA. The record is from the annotation of a GenBank genome assembly. NCBI's taxonomy places the organism in Eukaryota, Metazoa, Arthropoda, Arachnida, Sarcoptiformes, Oppiidae.